AUGCCAACGUCUUCAACCUUACCGACGAACAUCUCUGCCACCAUGGCUGCGCCGUGGCUGCCGUCUUCUCAAUCAGGAAGGCUGUCAUUCUUCGAUCUAGCGGCAGAAACGCGCAACCAGAUCUACCACCACCUCUUCGACGGGCAGCUGAUUCACAUCCGAGAAAAGGAUGACGGCGACGAGAUCGAAGAACAACCUGAAGACUGGCCAAACAAACCCCAUGGAGUACCUCCUAAGUGGCUUAUAAUUCGUCGGAAUAAAGCAAUGGGUCUGAACCUCCUACUGGCUUCCAAACAAUGGCUGGCCGAAGCAAAACCGAUCCUUCUUAAUUCGGCCACAUUCGACAUCAAAGUCGAUUCCUGGGCGGAAGCAUCUCCUGUCAAAGGUUUCUCUAUUCACGACCUACGGAACACUCGGUUCCUCCGGUAUCAGACUAAUGCGCAGCACAUUGGGGAGCUAGCAUAUGCGGCCUCAUCCAUUUGUCAAUCGUCGCUUGCAACGGUGACAGGAUUGUGCAAGGUCGAAAUCUACUCCUCUAGGACACUGACCCUGCCUUAUAAAAGUUACGGGCUCGACACGCUGGACGUCUCGCUAAAGGACCCUGUUAUCUUGGAGCUUUUACAUCGUGCCUUCCUGAAACCAGGAUCCGAGUACAAAGCUGCUUUUGACCAUAUGCAGAAGCGAGCAAAGACAGAUCAUGCGGAGGCGAUCUUGAAACAAUGCCUCUAUCUCAAGGGCAGCAGAACUUAUCUGUGCAUCGAGCUCCUAUCACAUACAUUCUGGUUGGAAGGGCUAGAAGAGGUAAAAGGUCUCAGCAGAUCAAGGUAUUGCGGCAUGGACAAAGAAAAAACUGUCGCCGUCAUCACACCACGGCAACCAGGGCCGAGUCCGCAGCGUUUUCUAGAGAUGAGAAACCCAGAGAGUGUAUGGAGUGCAAUGAGGCAACCAAUCAUAUGGGAGGUCAGGAGACCGCUCCGCAAGAAACGGAUAAGCUGCAUUAAGAUUAUCAACGGCGAGGAAUGGACCGUUGUUCGUUCGGUAUGGCGCUGA
This is a messenger RNA of Exophiala xenobiotica, 1050 nucleotides long. RefSeq lists its product as uncharacterized. NCBI's taxonomy places the organism in Eukaryota, Fungi, Ascomycota, Eurotiomycetes, Chaetothyriales, Herpotrichiellaceae. Bases 1 to 1050 code for a protein of 349 amino acids. The transcript is spliced from 2 exons. The record is from RefSeq and is a predicted model, not a curated record.